GAAAGAGAAAGUUUGGGUAUGUGAUACUAUUUUUAGCAUUUACGGCACAUUGUGUUGCUACUGGAGUGAUAAGUCAUAAACAGUUUGAUUCUGGGCUAAUAGGCUUCUAUAGAGAAGUCUUAUCAACGCCGUGGUGUAGAGCUGGUCCUUUCCUAAUUGGUAUAGGCCUUGCUUUAUUAUUAAGAAACAAGAUAGCAAUUGAAAAGAGAAUUAAUUGGCCUAUAGCCGUUUUAUUGUGGCUAGUUUCGAUAGCGGCAAUGGUCACUGUAACCUUUAUAACUUAUACUCAAUUUCGAAAGGGAGGAACUCCAUGGUCAAAAACUGGUUCAGUAGCAUUUGACGUUAUUGGAAAAAAUGUUUGGGGUUUAGGUGUAUCGUGGAUUAUUCUAGCAUGUAGCAUCCGUAGAGGUGGUUUUAUAAAUGAAUUUUUAUCAUGGCGAGCAUUUAUUCCUCUAGCAAAGUGUGUUUAUCCAGCUUUACUUAUACACGGAAUCCUUAUUUUUAGAUAUGUCUAUAAUAAAAGAAAUCUUGUUUAUGUUGAGGAUUUUGAAAUGAUAUAUGUAUUUAUGGGACAUAUGAUGUUCUCCUUAGCCGUCGGAUGUUUGAUUGCCAUUCUAUUCUGGUAUCCUUUCCUCGGAUUAGAAAGAGCAAUCUUAGGGCGUGCAGAUUCGUCUCUUAAAGAGCUCAAAGCUGAAAUGAUCAAUGAUAUGAAACAGGAACAAGAAUUAUUCAGCAAUGCACAAGACUCUUUUAAUCAAUUGAGUAAUUUAAAGAUUUUCCUAAAUCAAAUCGGAAAGUCAUUUGAAAUAAAAGACGACUGGCCUGAUCUCAAACAUACUUUUCGACUGCUUGGAUCUGAUGGCUCACUCAGAUAUAGAGGUAUUUUGGAAGGACCGCGAGCAUUUCGAAAGUAUGCAACUUUAUUGUCAAGCGAAGAGAGAAAGUUUAGUCAUAGAGAGUCUGUAGAAUCUUUUGAUGUUUUUCGACCGCCCAGUAAUUAUUCUCAAUUUGGCGUUUCUCCCACUUGCCAGCAUGAUAUGAGUGUAGGCGUUUUAAAUGGAUUUAAAUUACUAAUGACUAUAUUGGGAGAUGAAGCUGCAGAAUCUUUGGUUGGACCUCCAUUAGAUAAAAUUCUGCGGGGUAUGAGAGAUUUGAAAGAACUCAAUAAUAAAACUGUUGACGCAAUAAUUACAACAAUGGAUGCAUUUUUCAAACUUCCAUCUGGAGUACUUGGAGGGCAGCUGCAUUGGGUUGGAAGUUGGGCAUUGUGCAAUGGAAUGAGAAAUCCGUACUUGGAUUGGAAGAUGGAAUUUGAAGAUGGAAAUAAGACUACGAUUAACUACUUGGGAGAGAAAGAAUUUGGUGGAAAAUAUUGUAGAUUAGCUUUGGUUCCAACAGAGAGUCUCGAAGAAGGAACAGCCUCAAUUCCCAUUGAACUUGGACUGUGCUUUCCUGAUUCUUGUAAUUAUACAGAAAUUGGGUCGAUAAUGCAGCGAGGCCUAGUGCUAAGUAAUGUAGAGGAAACCGAUAAUAGUAAUCCGAGGCUAAAAUCUCUCGAUGAAGCUCUUGGCUUAUCUGUUUUGGAAUCAUUCUGCGGAAAUUCAUGGUACUCCUUAACUGACUAUUGGCAGGGUAGAGCAGUUUUAUGGAGCGUUGUCGUUUUAGUAAUUAUUAUAGUAGUUGCAACAAUUUACGAUAUCGUUUUUCGAAAGGAAGUAUUAAAGAUGAGGGUACAUUAUUUAGAGUCAACAAUGACACAAAAGAAGGGAGCUGCCUACAUAUUUCAAUCACCAGAUGUAAAAACUUCGUACGACAUGGAAGAGGAUGAUUGUCCAGAGAAGGGCAUAGGAAUUAAGGAUAGACUUGAGCAAAUUAUUAGUGGUUUUUCAGCUUUCUCAAGUGCCAAGUUAAUUUUCAAUACAUCUUAUAAAAGAGGGUAUAUACCAACUGUAAAUGCUCUGAAAUUUUUAAGUUAUGGUUGGGCAGUUGUAGGUAAUACUUAUGUUUUUGGAAUUUUGGUCGCUGAAGUACACACGACUGGUAAUCUUAUAAACGCUCUACCGAAAUUGUUAAAACGAUGGACAUUUCAACCUGUUUUAAAUUAUCAUUAUAACAUGGAUACAUUUCUAACAAUAAGUGGAUUUUUAAUUGCCUAUUCCUUCAUAAACAAAUAUAAAUCAAUUAAGCAGAUAACUCCAAAAGUUAUUGCUCUGUUUUACUUUCACAGAUGGUGGCAAUUAGUGGUUCCCCUGAUGUUUGUUGUUGGUGCAUUUGCCUAUCUUUAUAAACAACUGGGUGAUGGUCCACUCUUUGCCAUAACUGUUACUGAUGCUGAAAAUUGCAAAAGCUCUUGGUGGACUAAUCUCAUUCUUAUGCAUAACAUUCUAAAUAGAGAUAAACGUUGCUUAGCAUGGACUGUUUAUGCCGGGCUUGUUUGGCAGCUUCAUAUAAUUACGCCUUUUAUAUUAAUACCUUUCCUACGAAAACCAGUUGCAGGCUAUAUUUCGCUAGCUGCUUUUUAUAUAGCACAUAUAGUUUCAACAGCGGUGAUCAGUAGUAGGGAGUACAAUGGAGGGGCAAACGUUGGCGGCUUCUUCAGUCAUAUUCUAACAACUCCGUGGUGUAGAGCUGGUCCUUAUUUGAUUGGAGUUCUCUUUGCUCUUGUUUACAAGAAAAAGCACAAGCUUGCAGAAAAGAUUAAUGGUUAUGUAGCAAUUGUUUGCUGGGCAAUUUCACUUGUAAUUGUUACAUCGAUAACAUUUUCUACUUUAUCAAUAUUUAACAAGAAAGAUAGUUUUUUCUCUCCAUGGAACAAGGCAAGAGUAGUUGCCUCUGAUACACUUUCCCGAAGUGCCUUUUCAAUAGCAAUUGUCUGGAUAAUUUUUGCGUGUACCAGUGGUUUUGGUGGAUUUCUGACAAGAUUUUUCAGAUGGAGAGCAUUUGUUCCACUAUCAAGAAUACUUUAUCCAGCAAUGUUAAUUCAUACUAUUGUAAUAUUUCGCUACAUUUACAAUAAAAGAAUACCUAUAUUAGUAGAAGAUUUUGAAAUGAUAUAUUUAUUUUUUGGCCAUUGUCUAGCAUCCUACGGUUUAGGCCUUGUUGUUGCUUUGAUAAUAUGGUAUCCUUUUCUUAAUUUAGAAAGGGCGAUAUUAUAUAUGGAUAAAAAAGAUAUUUUUAUGGACAUGAAGAAGUAUAUUAAAUCUCCACGAAAGUGA
Molecule: messenger RNA, 3215 nt
Organism: Dimorphilus gyrociliatus
Lineage: Eukaryota; Metazoa; Annelida; Polychaeta; Dinophilidae
Source: the annotation of a GenBank genome assembly